Molecule: messenger RNA, 1638 nt
Organism: Dovyalis caffra
Lineage: Eukaryota; Viridiplantae; Streptophyta; Magnoliopsida; Malpighiales; Salicaceae
Source: the annotation of a GenBank genome assembly
AUGGGACAAAGAAACAUGCUAUGCACCAAUCAGAUGAUUGAUUUAGAAAUGGAUCAACAAAGCCAGGGAUAUCUACAUCCUGAGCCCUGCAUUCUUUUAGGGGCUGUGACAAACUUCAGACCGCCUGAUAUUCCUACCAUGGUAACAGCUUCUGGGAACCCUAUCAAUCGUGAUGCCCAUCUAGGAGAUCGCUAUGAUGGUGCUAUGUUUUAUGGGAUGCCCCAAUACCAUGGUGUUCAUCCUCAUCCUCAAUUUCAUGGCCCAAAUCUUGAUUUAAGUGUUGCUACUGCACCCAACUUUUAUGUUCCUUACAUGACUCCAUCUUCUGGUAUUCCUAUCAGUCACACGUCUUGUGAUCAGUUAUCAUCUUCCAACAAUUAUGGAGUGAUUGGAGUUUCUGCUGAUGAGUAUGGCACAAACAGUCACUUAAUGGAUAAUGCUAGAGGUUCGUACAAGAGAAAGAAUGCUGAAGGAAACCUAGGGAAUUUCCAGUAUCUGAAUGCCUCGGCAAGCUCUAGUUCUUCAGUUGCCCCAUUGAAUACAAGGCAUCCUGAGGGGGUUGCUCUGAUGGAUGCUACUUCAUUCCCCCCACCACAAUACAGAGGGAGCAGUGCUUCAUCAAUCAGGGAAACAGGAUCUCAAAGAAGUGUGAGGAAUAGAUUAGGUGCUGCUGGGCUUGAUCCUGCUCUGGCGCACAACCCAAACCAUUUUAUUCAAGGAAACUAUUUGUGUCAACCCUAUCAGCCAGGUGGCUCUCCCUGGUUAGAUCAACACUUAAGCAACAGUUCUACUGAUGCAGGCACUUCAGGAUGGACUCAGACCCCUACUAUUCCUUACAUGCAUGGGAACAAUGUCAAUGGAGGUCCUAUAGAAACUGGAAGUAUGGGUCUACGGUAUCAUGAGCCAGCUAGUAACAGAAGCAAUGCCAGUUUCUCACACCCUUCUCCAGUUAACCUUCAGCACCGCAAUUUUCAUCAUCUGUCUCCACCAAUUCAAGGAAUGAGAGGCCACAACAUUAAUAUUCUUCCUCAAGCACCAGCAGCUUCAUUCAGAGUUCCUUCAGCCAAUGCCUCACAAAGCACUAUGAAUCCAUCUCAAGAUGGUUUAGAUAUUGGACUUAGGCAUCCCGGAUCUGUUCAACCAACCAGCCUUAGAAUGUACAGGCCUCACCGUGAGGGAGUUGUACCUGAGACCACACUAAGACAUCGCAACCUCCCUCACUUGAGAGUGUUGCCAACAGAUGGGGUAGCAAUACUAGGUUUCCCUGACUAUUAUGAAGUAGAGAAUUAUGUUGACCACCACAGAGAUAUGCGCUUGGAUAUAGAGGACAUGUCUUAUGAGGAGCUUCUUGCACUAGGGGAGCGUAUUGGUAAUGUAAAUACUGGACUAUCAGAGGGAACCAUCAGAAGCCAAUUAAAAACAAGAACUUAUUUAUCAUCUCCUUCAAUCAAUUUGGAAGAGGCAGCUUGUAUGGAUCAAGAAGCUGAUUCUUGCAUUAUUUGCCAGGAUGAUUAUAAGAGCAAGGAGAAAAUCGCAACUCUUGAUUGUGGGCAUGAGUAUCAUGCAGAUUGCUUGAAGAAGUGGCUACGCUUGAAAAAUGUCUGCCCCAUAUGCAAAUCUGAAGCCUUAAGCACGUAA